Penaeus monodon (black tiger shrimp) is the source of this 723-nucleotide messenger RNA. RefSeq lists its product as uncharacterized. Bases 1 to 696 code for a protein of 231 amino acids. The record is from RefSeq and is a predicted model, not a curated record. The transcript is spliced from 6 exons. Lineage: Eukaryota; Metazoa; Arthropoda; Malacostraca; Decapoda; Penaeidae.
AUGUUCGACGCCGUCUGGGACUACAUCAGCCCCAUCCUCUCGUCGGCUCUCGAGGACGGCAUCAACGAGAUCCUCAAAAACGUCUCCAUCUCUGACAUCAUCACGCCCGCGGAGAGACGGCUGCUUGAACUCGGCAACGCCAAUGAUUACCUGGACUUGGUGAUGGCCAACCUUGGUCCCAUGAUGGAGGCGGGGGGAAUGGACCCUGCCCCCCUCCCCCCUGCCAACCUGGACUUCGGGAUGGGCGUGGCUGACCUGCACGACGGCCAGCUGACAGGGCUGUCCACAAUCCACCGCGACGGCACCUGCACCCUCGACAGAGUGGCGGACUGGCUUUUCCUCUACGCGAACGUGGCGGUGGAGAACCUCGGGGUGCACUAUACGGGGCGCGUGGUAUCAGGCGACACAACAGUGGUAGUGGAGGUGGACACGGCCAUCAGCAGCGUGGCCCUGUACUUCGUUGCUCGAGGAGAUGUGUACAGCCUCGAAGCGGAUAUUGAUCAGUUCAUCGUCUCCGAGUUCGGGAAAAUCGACGUCCGAAUCGAUGGCCUCGGCUCACUCGACUACGUCAUGUCUCCGCUCGCCGAAGCCGUCGCCAACCUCGUCCGCGACGACGUAUCCAGACUACUGGAGACGAAGGUCAAGCAGGCGAUCCAAGACGCUCUCAACGAAACGCCUUGGCCGAUGUUCGAAUGAUUAAUUAAAGGAGAUUCAUUAAUCGAA